This is a messenger RNA of Ornithorhynchus anatinus (platypus), 1295 nucleotides long. It is a transcript of the gene DHRS13, whose product is annotated as dehydrogenase/reductase 13. The record is from RefSeq and is a predicted model, not a curated record. The transcript has 5 exons. Bases 261 to 1211 code for a protein of 316 amino acids. Lineage: Eukaryota; Metazoa; Chordata; Mammalia; Monotremata; Ornithorhynchidae.
CCCGCCCCCGCAGGCCCCGCACAAUCCCGCACACCCCGACCUCCUCCUCCUCCUCCUCCUGCACGCCGGGGCCUCCCGCCUCCAACGCCUGCGGCCCGAUCUCCUCGGACCGACCAAGUUUGAGCCCCGAGGUUCGCCAUAGCGCGGGGGGGAGGAGGAGGAGGCGGAGGAGGAAAAGAAGGAGGAGCUGCUGCUGCUGCUGCUGCGCGGGAAUCUGGAGCUGCCGGGCGGGGGUCAGGGGUCAGGGGUGGCGGUGGGGCAUGGCUCCCCUGAUGCUGCUGGCGACGGGCCUCCUCCUCGGCGCCUACGUCCUCCUCUACUACAAUUUCAUCCAAGCCGCCAGGUGCACCAGCCCCACCCUCCUCGGCGGCAGGACCGCCCUCGUCACAGGAAGCAAUGCGGGCAUCGGGAAGAUGAUCGCGCUGGCGCUGGCCCGGAGGGGGGCACGUGUCAUCCUGGCCUGUCGCAGCAAGGAGCGGGCCGAGGCCGCCGUGUACGACAUCCGCAAGGAGACGGGGAACCAGGAGGUGAUCUUCAUGAGGCUGGACCUGGCCGACCUGCAGUCAGUGCGCGCCUUUGCCGGGGCCUUUCUCAACUCGGAGCCGCGGCUCGACAUCCUCGUCCAUAACGCCGGGAUCAGCUCCUCAGGAAAAUCCAGGGAGAAGUUCAACCUGCUACUCCGGGUGAACCACGUCGGCGCCUUCCUGCUGAGCCAGCUGCUGCUAACGCGCCUGCAGGCCUGCGCCCCAAGCCGGGUGGUGGUGGUGGCCUCGGCCGCCUACCGCCGUGGCCGACUGGACUUUGCCCGCCUGGACCAGCCCGUGGCGGGCUGGAGGCGGGAGCUCCGGGCCUAUGCCGACAGCAAGCUGGCCAACGUGCUGUAUGUGCGAGAGCUGGCCACCCGCCUCGAGGGGACUGGGGUCACUUGCUACGCUGCCCACCCAGGGCCCGUGAACUCGGAGCUGUACCUCCGCCACGUGCCCGGCUGGUUGCGCCUGCUGCUGAUCCCGCUGGCCUGGCUGCUGCUGCGGGACCCCGCGGCGGGCGCCCAGACGCCGGUGCACUGUGCCGUGCAAGAGGGCAUCGAGCCACUCAGCGGCCGCUACUUCUCCGACUGCUGCGUGGAGGAGGUUCGGCCCCACGGCCGCGACGACGCUGCCGCCCUUCGCCUGUGGGAGGCCAGUGAGAGGCUGGCGGGGCUGGCGGCCUAAAGGAGUCUAAGGACACUGGACCUGCCACCCUCCCCUUCCAGAGGCCCAAGUGGGGCGGGGGAGGGAGGAGAGGGAAAGGGACCG